Molecule: messenger RNA, 2706 nt
Organism: Pedinophyceae sp. YPF-701
Lineage: Eukaryota; Viridiplantae; Chlorophyta; Pedinophyceae
Source: the annotation of a GenBank genome assembly
AUGUUCCGCAAGCGCUCCGCAAAGAAGGUUGAGGACGCCAAAACCCAGGCGGGCGACGAGGGGGGCGGGAAUGGCGCUCAGAAGGCUGGCGGCGGGCUGCGGGCGGGGGCCAGGAAGGCCGGCGUUUCCACGCUGUCGUUCGAAGACGAGGAAGAGGAGCCACAGGUUGUCCUGAAGCGGGACCGGCAGAAGAAGAAGAGCGAGCGCAAGGAGCGCAAGCGGGCGCAGUUGAAACUCCCAGGCGUCGACCCGGAUGCAGCGCACCCGCCCAAGGAGUCGCGCGGGGCGUGGGGGGGCAGUGCCGCGGGGGAGUAUAGCAAAGAGCGUUUGGCGGAGCUGCGCAACCAGCAUCUGGGGGGCGUCGCUGCCCCGCCGCCCGCUGACGACGCGGCGAUGGAGGCCCCGAUGAUCCGCGGCGCGUUCAAGCCAGCGACCGCGGAGGGCGGCGCCCCGGCGGGUGCGCCGCCGCGUCCGCAGAGAGAGGCGCCCUCGAACGGCGGCGGUGCGGAGGACGACGUGGAGCGGUUCGAACUGCACAAGCUGGCCGGACGCGACAUCGACCUGGCCAAGAUCGACCGGCCCGAGGGCAUCAUCAUGGAGGGCAUGGAGGACUCCGGCGGCGAGGACGGGGACUUCCCCGACGCAGAGGCCAUCAGGCGCGCCAAGGAGCAGCGGGAGCGGCGGCGGAGGGGCGGGCUGCUGUCGACGGACUACGCACCGGGCGGGUCCGGGCACUCGAUGGACGACCUGCGCGAGCGGCUGCGUCGCGAGGACCUCACUGGCGCGCACGACGCCAGCGGGGACGACUCCGAGCAGGACGAAGACGCGCGGAAGCGGGUGGUGUUCGGAGCGAUGGGCGGCGGCGACCGCGACGGCGCUGGCGACGCGGGUCCGCAGGCGGACGACGACGACGACGAGUUCGUCAAGGGGCAGCUGCGGCGGGCCAUGGGCGCCAGCGUCCGGAGGGCGCAGGACGCGCGCGAGAGGGCGGGCCAAGCGCCGAGCGCGGGCGCGUCCGUCGAGGAGGACGCGUGGUCGGCUUCCCCUGCGGCGACCGCGGCGGCUCUGGACGAGGCGGGCGCGGCGGCGGAGGCGGCGGUGUUUGGCGGGCUGGAGCGCAUGGAGCGGCGCGCGCAGCAGGCGCGGAGCCACCUCGAGCGGACGACGGAGCAGCUCACGAGCAGCCUGGACCACAUCGAGGCGCUCGAGGGCAAGCUCGCUGCGUCCGGGGAGCGGUUCGAGCACAUGCAGGCACUGGAGGAGUACCUGGUCGACCUGUGCGCGUGCCUGGGGGAGAAGUGCCCGCUGAUCGCGGAGAUGGAGCGACACCUCGAGCGCGCGGCGUCGGCGUGCGGCACGGAGGGUCGGCGGGCGGCGGCGCUCGCGCGGGACCGCGAGCUCGCGCUGGGGCAGGGCGCGGUGCAGGGGGCGCUGCAGGCGGCGUCGCGGGGCGCGGGGCCCGCGGAGACGGCGGAGGCGGCGCGCAAGGGCUGGCAGGCCGUCGAGCGGCGGCAGCUCGUCGGCGCGGACGUCCCCGUGGAGCUCGACGAGGACGGCAACGACAGGAACGCGGCGCGGCGGGCUGCCGCGAAGGCCGAGGCGCAGGCCCUCGCGGCGGCGCGCAACGCUGCCCCGCCGGCCGGCGCGCUGCCCUGCGGGUGGGUGCCGCGGGCGCACCAGCAGGACGUGGGGCCGGGCUCCUACGACGGCGCGCUGCGCGAGUACGGCGCCGCCCUCACGGAGGUCGUCGAGGCGGCACCCACGGUGUUCGCGGACGCGGCGGACGAGUUCGCGUCCAUCGCGCCCGUGAAGGCGCGCCUCGAGCAGUGCAAGCGCGAGUUCCCGUCGGCGUACCGCGACGCGUACCUGGCCAUGUCGGCGCCGGCGCUGUUCGCGCCGUUCGUCCGCACGGAGCUGCUGCGCUGGGACCCGCUGCUCGGUGCGCUGCGCGGCGCCGACGGCCCGGGCGGCGUGGCGCCGGCGGCGCUGGACGAGCACGACUGGUUUGACAAGCUGGAGCACUACGGGGAGCCGUGGGGCGAGGACGGCGACGAGGACGAGGACCUGGUGCCGCGCCUGGUGGAGCAGAUCGUGCUGCCGCGGCUGUCGUCGCUGCUGCGGGACGUCUGGGACGCGCGGGAGCCGCGGCUGACGCGCGCAGCGGUGGCUGCGGUGUCGGACGCGCUGGUGUACGUGCCGCCGGACGGGCAGGCCGCCGAGGCCGUGGCGGGGGCCGUGCGGGACGGCAUCGACCGGAGCUGCGCGACGGUGGCGCUGCCGAGCUGGCCGAUGGGCGCCGUCGAGGGCGUCCCGGAGGCCAUGGGCGUCCUCUCGCGGCUCUACAGCGACGCGCUGGUGGUGCUCGGGGCGUGUCUGCAGUGGCGGGAGGUGCUGAGCGUGAACAACAUCCUCGCACAGGUCGCGCCGAGCCUGCUGGCCAAGAAGAUCGUGCCCUUCCUCUCCGGGCUGUCGAGUAUAUCGGAGCAGAAUCGCGCGGUGGCCGUGUGUGCCCUGGAGGACUUUGUGGAGGUGUUUCUGCAGCGGGGCGACGGGGGCGCUGACGAGUCCCUCCUGGCCUCGCAGGCGGCGCAGGCGCACGUCGCCGGCAUCUUGGACGCGGCCCGCAAGCUCCAGGGCUCGUGCCGCGGCGACCUCGCGUCCCGCGUGGGCCGCGUCAUGCGCGCCCUGCAGGGCGGCACGCGAUGA